Messenger RNA from Syzygium oleosum, 2102 nucleotides. RefSeq lists its product as uncharacterized. Bases 712 to 1431 code for a protein of 239 amino acids. The record is from RefSeq and is a predicted model, not a curated record. The transcript is spliced from 4 exons. Lineage: Eukaryota; Viridiplantae; Streptophyta; Magnoliopsida; Myrtales; Myrtaceae.
UGAAGCUUUCACCUCUGCACAGCAACAUCGCCCCCAUCUCCUCCUCUCUCUCUCUUUCCUAGGAAGACGCCAUCUCCUUCGACACCCACCUCGAGAAUGGCGUCUCCCUGCGUUAUCCUCUGGUCAUUUUCAAAUUCAUUCGAAAAAGAGAAAGAGAUUUGAGGAUUACCCAUUAGUUUUCUUCCUCGUUCCUUGCCUCUCCUCGAACCUUCUCGCCUCCUUCCCUCGCGCGCUGGACCUGCUUGAAAGGCGUUCGGCAUAAAUCGUCGCCAUCUCCGCGUGGAAGAAGAUCCGGGGCUCUUCGUUCGCUUUCUCUGGAAGGUUGUGGUUGAAGUCGGGAUUGCAAUUCAAAAAUAGGCAAAGAUCGCAUGUGUUUUGAUUUGAGGUGGUGGAAAAGGGGUUUGGUAUCUUGUUUGACUUCUAUAAGAAGUUAGUCUCUAUCUUGCAAAGCAAGUCUGAGGUUAUUUGAAGUCAAAUCAUAGCCUCUUUUGCAAGUUAAAUUGCCACGUUGUUGUUUACUUCAUGAAGGUUCAAAUGUCUGUUAAAGUUGCUUGCUUUGACAUGGCAUGUAUCCCUGGCGAAGCAAUCUUGCUGAAUCGGGUCGAGUCUUAGAGCUUAAUUAAUAGAUUCUAGCUGUUAUUAGACCUCUUGCCGUUGUUGUGAACUCCUUUAAAUUUGUAUUGGAGAAAAGGUGUCAGAUUGGGGGUUCUAAUGGAACACAGAGAGAGGGAUUUUGAUAUUGAUCUUGAAGUUGGUGGUAAUUGUAGUGAAGAAGGUUCGAGCGAAGAUUCUACUUCUGCUACCAAAAAAGAAGUGAAGUUAGUUAGUGAGGUCUAUGGGAGGCUUAAUGAUAGUCCGGUGAAUGAUGAAGAUGGUGUCAGUUUUUAUGUCAACAUACUGAACUCAGAUGGUGUUGAUGCUCGAAAUAUGGCUAAGUUAGUCAGAGAACAGAGCCCAGGCAGUGCACAGAAGGAAAAGCGGAAAAAGACUAGCAAUAAGAAGGCCGCUAAGCCUCCCCGACCCCCGAGAGGUCCAUCACUAGAUUCCGCAGAUCAAAAGCUGAUUAAAGAAAUUGCUCAACUUGCGAUGUUGAAGCGUGCGAGGAUUGAGCGGAUGAAGGCAUUGAAGAAGGCAAAAAUGGCCAGGGGAUCAUCGUCUUCUCAGAACAGUGUGAUUGCCAUGGUGUUCACUGUUCUUUUCUUGCUUGUGAUACUAUUUCAGGGAAUUGCACCUAGAACAAAAUCCUCGGUGGCGACCUUUGAAGGCUCUCCAGAGUCAGCAGGAUCACCACUGGGAGGUCUAAUAUCGGUUCAGUACAACCAAAAUCCAUAUAUCACUCACAUGAAUGGACCCGCAUACGGUUCUCCCCGUUUGGUAGAGGAGGUUGCUGGUUUGAGUGCAGAGGGAAAGCCGGAUAGAGUUGCACGAUGAUUUGGACCUUUCGGUCGCGAUCCUUUUUUACCUGUACAGGUGGCUACUACAUACUGUUUUGCUGGUUAAUUUAUCCCCUUUUGUAUACUCGUCAAAGUUGGGGGAGUGAGUUAAGUUAUCCUGCGUAUGAGAUGUUUAUUUGUUGCGGGAUGCUCUGUCUUUGCAUUGGUUGCCUCUCUAGCAGCGCGUUGGCCAAAAAGAUAAUUUCCGAGCCGUUGUCUUGAAAUGUUCCUGGAUUAAUUAGUUUUCCUCCUCUGCAUAUGUAAGAUCUGUUUCAUCGUUUGUCACAUAAGUUAGAACCGAUGUACUUGUAAUUUGAAGAAAGAAAGCAGAGAAGAGCUCGCUAGCUUCGGAUGUUGUAAAUCCUCACGGCUACUUGUACGUGGGUUCUCAGCGGUGUUUGAGAGUGCCGUAACCAGUGCGGAAAGAGGGCAGUCAACUUUGUCACUGCUCGUUUUCAUUUCAAUACAAUUUUGUAACCCUUCAGGUUUGAUAUGAGUAGGAGAGUGUUCUUGAUGUAAGCAUGUUAGUGUGAGCAACCAGUCCAGCACAUGGCCUCACGUGUGUGCAGAUACUUAUUUUGAAAAAAUCUCUGUUGCUAGAUCCAAGUCCACUUGAUCAUGUCUGAAUUGAAUUCCUUAAAUCAGGAUCAGGUGUUCAAUCUGUUUCAA